Molecule: messenger RNA, 2583 nt
Organism: Astrephomene gubernaculifera
Lineage: Eukaryota; Viridiplantae; Chlorophyta; Chlorophyceae; Chlamydomonadales; Astrephomenaceae
Source: the annotation of a GenBank genome assembly
CACUUGCCAACUCGCCAGACUAGCUUCACUGCGGUGAUCAAUCUAUGCAUAUUGCAUUCCUCUAUACGAGUCCUUUAUUUAUUUUGCGCCGCCUUUAGGUAGUCGCAUUUUCGCGACCCAAGUUAGGUUUGCACACUCUGGCGAACAAAGGAAAAACGGCUCUCACAGCUAUUUUUCAACGUAUUCAACCAUACAUACAUACCGGGUGGCUUCGUUCUGACACACUACAAGUCUCAGCCCUUACGGGCAUUAUGGGGCGCCCCGGCCUCCACCGCGGGAUGGCCCGGACCUCAUUCUUCAAUGAGGAGGUCUCAAGUAGAUGUCACUUUUCAAGGACCUGCCCGCUCGUCCGCCGCCUGUGCACUUCCAAUUCGCCGUCUUCCAGCUCCAUUUUCUCGCUGUCCUCACCUGCUAGUCGUCGGCAUACGCCUCAAAUUCGAGCAUGGAGUGGAGGUUCAGCCCAGCAAAUUCCGGGGAUAAUUACGUCAGGGACGGACCGCCGGCUGCUUGCAACCAAGAGCCCUCGAUUGCGUGUUGCUGUGGACGUGGACGAAGUGCUGGGGCGGUUCCUCUUCGCGCUCAACCAGUUCUGCAAGGACCGGUACGGAAUGGAGUACGGCGUCAGCGAUUACUGGAUCUACGAGUUUGCAAAGAUCUGGAACUGCUCACAAGAGCACUCGAACCACAUUGUGCACGAGUUCUUCAAGUCGCAGCACUUCACGGAGGGGAUACCCGUGAUACCAGGCGCGCUGGAGGCGCUCACUCGGCUGUCUGAGGCGCAGUACGAGCUGGUGGUGGUGACAAGCCGGCAGCACGUGAUCCAGGACGUGACUCUGGACUGGCUGGACCGACACUAUGGGGGGCUAUUCCAGGAAGUUUACUUUGGCAACCACUUUGCGCUGGAGGGCAAGAGCCGCAAAAAGUCGGACAUUUGCAAAACCAUUGGCGCCAAGGUGCUCAUUGACGACAACCCCUCGUACGCCCAGGAGUGCGCGGCGGCCGGCAUCAACGUCCUGUUGUACGACUGGGAUGGGGCUUACCCCUGGAGCAAGCUGCCGGCUUCGGGGGUCGUAAACAAGGAGCUCAUCCGGGUAGUGCGGGACUGGGGCGAGGUGGAGCAGGAGCUAGCGCUGCUGGCUCCUCAGCUGCAGCAGGGCGAGGAGGAGCAGCAGGACGGAAGCUAGGCGGCUGCAGAGAGCCAGGCGCGACCUGGGCUUUUAGCAGGCAGCCAGACAGGAACGGCUUAUCAUGUUUGUUACCGACCGAGACGGGAGCUGCCGCAACAACGCAGAAAAGACACAGCGCAGGCAAACAAUGACUCGGACAGGCAGUUAGGACUCGAGAACCGGUUAGGUGCAUGACGACUGAUGCGAUGAUGUGUGGGUGCCUCGGUGACUGCAAUAGCGAUGCUAGAGGGUAACACGAUGCGGUGCAGCUGCAUGGAGUGCGCUGGCCUCUCGCGUGUCCUGCCUCGACACCACGACACCAACCCCAUCUGUACGGCACCUCUCGUGUCGUACGUAUGUACCGGGGUGUACGGCAUGCGGCGUGCCGUUAAUUCCGUGGUGGCCUGCGCUGUUACCCGUGAAGGGCUUGCUUGCACAUGACAUGCUCGAGGGCCUUACGAGCACCUAGGAGGGCUAGUGCGGGGGUGUUCCUGGUCGCAGGGAUUGUGGGUAUAGUCUCAGCGUGCGUGCGCGCUUCCAACCAGUCGCGGUGCUGGGUGUGCGGAGGUGGUAGUGCUGCAGCUGCAGCUGUGACGAUGACUCUUCCUCGACGUGUUGCGCCGUGCUGCGCGGCGGGGCGGCUCCAGAUGUAUAGUCUAUAGCACUCGCACGUUUCAUGCAUUCAUGUUGACACGUUGCUAGGAUGGAACUGGCGGGCGUAGGGGGGUGUGGGAUGACGGUUGUGUUGUGUUACUGCUGCAGCAGACAGGCAACGGGUAGAAUUGCUGGGUGGGGUAGGAACCUGCUAGCAGAAGGCUGGAGUAAGCCGGAGCCCGAGAAAAGGCCGACAGCCGUUGGCAUGUAGCAUCGUAGUUGUGGGAAGUUUAGGACAGAUGUCCGUUUCUCCCUCUCAAACAUGUGCGAGGAACCGGAGCCCAUGGGGCACAUGCUCUUGUUCAGGCGAGGCGUAAGGUGCCUUGUUUGAGGGUGCUGGCUCUGUAGACCGAUGAACAACAAUGAGACGGGGGCAUGGAGAGUGCGCGAAAUGGCCUGCCGGGUUUGCUAGCGCAAUGUAAAAACGACGAGCGAAUGCGAAGGUAGGCCAUGAGCGAGCGGGCGGCUCGGGUGGCACGAUGCGGCAACCGACCAACGGUGCAUGGCGUUCUGUGUGCGUGGGAGUAGGUAAGGUUUUAGUUGACGGCACCGGUAGUGGCGAGAAUGAGCGACGAACGGUGAUAAUACGCGGCCACGAGGGUGUGGAAAGCACUCAGUCCUCUGCCGUACCGCUCUUGUGACUCUGCGACGACUGCAUGCUAGGGCGGUGACUUGUUUCGGUGUGUGGAUUCGGCUGUUGGUAUGGCCGAUGAAGUUGUAAGGCAAACAGCAUAAGCGCCCUACGGAGUCGUGUAAGCCCUGG